Pseudozyma hubeiensis SY62 is the source of this 732-nucleotide messenger RNA. Its product is annotated as cyclin. Lineage: Eukaryota; Fungi; Basidiomycota; Ustilaginomycetes; Ustilaginales; Ustilaginaceae. The transcript is spliced from 2 exons. The coding region runs from base 1 to 732 and encodes 243 amino acids. Gene Ontology annotation, cellular component: nucleus. Gene Ontology annotation, biological process: regulation of transcription by RNA polymerase II. The record is from RefSeq and is a predicted model, not a curated record. Gene Ontology annotation, molecular function: cyclin-dependent protein serine/threonine kinase regulator activity.
AUGUGCCACUUCUCUGCCCACGCCAUCGCCAUGGGAUGCCUUCUACUGUCCACCAAGCUCGAAGAGACUCAGUGCAGCCUUCGUCACUUGAUUGGCUCCUUCCACUACGUCACUGUUCAUCUCAACCAGACUCAGCGGUCUUCCAAGUACGAGCCGCCUUGCCGCGACUCUUCCGAGCUCGUAGACCUUCGCGAUACCAUGGUCGUAUCCGAGAUGCAGGUCCUCAAACGGCUUGGUUUCCAAGUCCACGUGACGUUGCCGUAUGCGCUUCUUGUCAACUACAUGCAGGUUCUCGGCCUUACCGACCGCAAGCUCAAGGUGACUGUUCAAUCCUACGACGAUCCAGCUGAGCCAGUCGCCGAUGGGCGACACGAAAGCAUGCCACUAGCUCAGUGUGCAUGGUCCCUUCUCAACGAUGCCCUUCAGACGCCGCUGCUUUGCAUUUUUGGCCCACAUGUCGUCGCCUGUACAGCCAUCGCACUGGCGGCCGAGAUGUGUACACCGCUCGUGCGCUUGCCUCUGCAUCCUGCACCAUGGUGGCUGCUGUUCGACGCAUCCGAAGCCGAGAUCAAGAUUGCCGCUUCUCACCUUCUAUGGCGUUACCACCAUAGCUCUUCGUGCACGGAUUUGGCCGAGCUGUUGGAUCGACGUGAACUUCAACGCUACAUUGCAGGCCGAUCGGCUGACUCGGACGUACGCCAGCACGAUGUGCACAUCCACCGAAGCCGGUAG